Messenger RNA from Vanrija pseudolonga, 843 nucleotides. RefSeq lists its product as uncharacterized. The record is from RefSeq and is a predicted model, not a curated record. Bases 1 to 801 code for a protein of 266 amino acids. Gene Ontology annotation, biological process: cytoskeleton-dependent cytokinesis. NCBI's taxonomy places the organism in Eukaryota, Fungi, Basidiomycota, Tremellomycetes, Trichosporonales, Trichosporonaceae. The transcript has 4 exons. Gene Ontology annotation, cellular component: dynactin complex.
AUGACCACACCGCAGCCAGACUCGACGGCGUUCGGCUUCGAGCUGAGGGUACGUGCGCUAGAAGCGCGCGUCGGCGGCGUCCCGGCGUCCCAGCUCGCGGGGCUCAACCUGUCCGACGACGGCGCGCCAGCAGCAGCAGCAGCCGCGGAGCCCACCGACGCCGUGUCCCGCGCGAGACAGCGUGCGCGCCGGCGGCCGGUAAAGGAGCAGCAGCCGCAUGACGCCGACGCUGACGCCGCGCCCGAACCGCUGACGGCGCGUGUGUCGGCGCUGGUGGCGAAGCUCGAGGCGGUCGUGGGGUCCAACCCGGCCUUGAAGCAGUUCUACGACAACUACGACGCGUACGCGCCGCUACUGCGCCUGAGUCUGCCCGACGAGACGGAGGAAGAGGAGGAAGGUGCCGAAGGCGACAACAACGCGGCGGUGCAGCCGCGCGACUUGUUACCCGUCGGCGCCAAGGCCGCGAUGGUGCUCGAGGCCAAGGCGGACAUUGUCGACGCCGAGCGCGGGCUGCGCGAGAUUGGGCUGUUGGACGGGCGUGGCGUCGCGGGCGCGGGCGAGCUGGAAGACAUCGUCGCGCUCAAGCCUGCCCUCGUGAAAGGCCAGGCCACCCUCCACAGGCGGCAGAAGGACGUGGGCGAGAUCCGCGCAGACGUCGCGGCCCUCGUGUCGCGGUAUACUGAAUUUACGACGACCGUGUCGGACCUCUUUGUCGACGUGCACGAGCAGCUGGUCGAGAUUGAGGAGGUCGUCGCGCGCGCCGAGAGGGCACGCCGGAACGAGGUCGCGGGGCGGUACUAGGCGUCACGGAGGGAACAGUUGUAUAAUAAUGCAUGGAGCGCU